AACAGGCACGACAGAACAGUCAGUAGGGAGCGAACAUGGAGAAUAUAAAGGAUAAAAAAUGUAAAAUGCGACUUUAUUAUUUCCCAAACUUUCGCUCCAACCGAUGCAUAUGGCUUGUUCAUGAACUGGGAGCCACAGAUGAUGUCCAAUUUCAGUUAUAUAAUUCAAGAGAUACGAACCAAUCCAAUAUUGACCAUUAUCGAAACAAUGUUCAUCAUCUUGGCACAGUGCCAGCACUUGAGAUAGAGGGGAAAGAACCCUUGAUAGAAUCAGGCGCCAUCUGUAUGUAUCUUGCAGAUCUCUACCAAAAACUCCAACCAGAGAAAGACAGAAAAGCGGACUUCCUCAACAUCAUAUUUUACUGCUGUGCCACAGUCGAUGAAAUCCUUGAACAGCUAUUCGUCCAAUGGAUGUUUGUAGAGCCAGAUAAAAGGGACAAUGUCUUAAUUCAAAAUAUGAUUUCAAAGUUUGGAUCUUCGGCCACCCAUAUAGAAAAAUUACUACGCAACAGAAAAUACAUAUGCGGGGAUAAAUUCACGGCAGCAGAUUGCGUACUAGGAUACAACAUUUGGUGGGCUAGUGUGAUGCAAAAUGGAGAACUGCUAAAAAAUCACCCAUCGAUUCUGUCCUACUUUGAAAGACUGAAAAGACGGAAAGCCUUCCAACUCACAUUCUCGAAUGAAUGACUGAAUAUUUAGAGUUUAAGAGUUU
Saccostrea cuccullata (small rock oyster) is the source of this 711-nucleotide messenger RNA. RefSeq lists its product as uncharacterized. The transcript is spliced from 4 exons. NCBI's taxonomy places the organism in Eukaryota, Metazoa, Mollusca, Bivalvia, Ostreida, Ostreidae. The record is from RefSeq and is a predicted model, not a curated record. Bases 36 to 686 code for a protein of 216 amino acids.